Sitophilus oryzae (rice weevil) is the source of this 1955-nucleotide messenger RNA. RefSeq names its product protein transport protein Sec61 subunit alpha (gene Sec61alpha). The coding region runs from base 157 to 1587 and encodes 476 amino acids. Gene Ontology annotation, molecular function: signal sequence receptor activity; ribosome binding; transmembrane protein transporter activity. The transcript has 5 exons. Gene Ontology annotation, cellular component: membrane; Sec61 translocon complex. Gene Ontology annotation, biological process: SRP-dependent cotranslational protein targeting to membrane, translocation; post-translational protein targeting to membrane, translocation. NCBI's taxonomy places the organism in Eukaryota, Metazoa, Arthropoda, Insecta, Coleoptera, Curculionidae. The record is from RefSeq and is a predicted model, not a curated record.
GGCUACGUGUACGACGUGUACAUCAAAAAUUCUUUCAAAGUACCGUAAAAUUUGUGGGUUGGAGUCACUUUUCCUGGGGACCUGAUCGUAAAAGUGGUACACCUAAUUUUAGUCGAGAUUUAGUGUAAUUUUAGUUAAAUAUAAGGCCCAUUCAUCAUGGGGAUAAAAUUUCUAGAGGUUAUUAAACCUUUUUGUAGUAUUCUUCCAGAAAUAGGCAAGCCAGAAAGGAAGAUUCAGUUCAGAGAAAAAGUACUAUGGACCGCUAUUACAUUAUUUAUUUUCUUAGUAUGUUGUCAGAUUCCUUUAUUCGGAAUCAUGAGUUCAGAUUCAGCAGAUCCAUUUUACUGGAUCCGUGUUAUCCUGGCUUCUAACAGAGGAACGCUUAUGGAACUUGGUAUUUCCCCCAUUGUAACUUCCGGAUUGAUUAUGCAGCUUUUAGCUGGAGCAAAGAUUAUUGAAGUUGGUGACACCCCUAAAGACCGAGCCUUGUUUAAUGGUGCCCAAAAAUUAUUCGGCAUGGUUAUCACUGUCGGUCAGGCAAUAGUCUAUGUAAUGACUGGAAUGUAUGGAGACCCUGCAGAAAUCGGUGCUGGAGUGUGCCUGUUGAUUAUUAUCCAGCUUUUUGUAGCUGGUUUAAUAGUGCUUCUCCUUGAUGAACUUCUCCAAAAAGGAUAUGGGCUGGGAUCUGGAAUUUCUCUGUUCAUUGCCACAAAUAUUUGUGAAACAAUUAUAUGGAAGGCUUUCUCACCAGCGACAGUUAACACAGGAAGAGGCACAGAAUUCGAAGGAGCUGUAAUAGCAUUGUUCCACCUUCUGACAACAAGACAGGACAAAAUUAGGGCUCUUAGAGAAGCUUUCUACCGACAAAACUUGCCCAACUUGAUGAACCUUCUUGCUACAGUUUUGGUGUUCGCUAUAGUGAUAUACUUCCAAGGAUUUAGGGUGGAUUUGCCAAUCAAAAGCGCUAGAUACAGGGGGCAGUAUUCUAGCUACCCUAUCAAGCUGUUUUAUACAUCAAAUAUACCAAUUAUUCUUCAGUCUGCGUUGGUGUCGAACUUGUACGUAAUUUCACAGAUGUUGGCUGUUAAAUUUCAAGGAAAUAUCCUCAUUAAUUUGUUGGGAGUUUGGGCCGAUGUUGGGGGUGGUGGGCCAGCUAGGUCUUACCCUAUAGGAGGUCUGUGUUAUUAUCUAUCACCUCCUGAGAGUGUCGGACAUAUAUUGGAGGACCCUCUUCAUGCUUUGUUAUAUAUUAUUUUCAUGCUGGGAUCUUGUGCGUUCUUCUCAAAAACCUGGAUUGAAGUAUCAGGAAGUUCAGCUAAAGACGUAGCCAAACAGCUGAAGGAACAACAAAUGGUUAUGCGAGGACACCGAGAUAACUCAAUGAUUCACGAAUUAAACAGAUACAUCCCCACUGCAGCGGCGUUUGGGGGGUUGUGUAUUGGAGCCCUGUCAGUUUUAGCUGACUUUUUGGGUGCUAUAGGGUCUGGUACGGGUAUUUUACUGGCUGUCACGAUCAUAUACCAGUAUUUUGAGAUAUUUGUCAAGGAACAAAGCGAGAUGGGUGGUAUGGGAGCUCUUCUGUUUUAGUAAGUGACUCAAAGAGUGCUCAGUUUGUGUGUAUGUACUGGGUGAUCGAGAAAAAACUGUAUUUGUCGUGGCUAUGUCACGAAAGUUGUUAAUAUUAGGUGUGGAGUAACACAGAGUCGUCGCAAUCGGGGGGUUUGGGCUAUAUUAUGAUAUAGCCAAGUCUUCAAUUUCAUUGUAUAUUUACAUGAUUGUGUUGAUAAUAUAUUUGUAAUUUAUAAGAGUUUUUUUCGGUUUCGCAUUUUUAUUAAUUUUUUUUACGUCAUAUAUUGUCAGUCCUCAUUAAUAUAGUAGGUACGGUUGUGUUGAGAGUUUAUUUAUUUUCGAGAAUAAAGUCGAAAAAUGUUUGAUGACAUUUUUUCUAAGAAUAA